CCGGCGAGUUGGCGUUGGCUGUGGCUUAGGCCUUGAGGAAAGUCAGCAUCCGUUGGGUAUCUCCACCAUCCUUCUCGCUACAGGGUUUUUCUGAAUUGGUGUAACUGAGAUCUGGAUUGUGGAGUUGUGUGUGAUUCAUUGCUGCCGUCACCAUGUUCCUCUACAACUUAACCUUGCAGCGAGCCACUGGUAUCAGCUUUGCCAUUCAUGGCAACUUCUCUGGAACCAAACAACAGGAAAUUGUUGUUUCCCGUGGGAAAAUCUUGGAGCUGCUUCGCCCUGACCCCAACACUGGCAAAGUGCACACCCUACUAACUGUGGAAGUAUUUGGUGUUAUCCGGUCACUCAUGGCCUUUAGAUUGACAGGUGGCACUAAAGACUACAUUGUGGUUGGCAGUGACUCAGGUCGGAUUGUUAUCUUGGAAUACCAGCCAUCGAAGAAUAUGUUUGAGAAAAUUCACCAAGAAACCUUUGGCAAGAGUGGAUGCCGCCGCAUUGUUCCUGGCCAGUUCUUAGCUGUGGAUCCCAAAGGCCGUGCUGUUAUGAUUAGUGCAAUUGAAAAGCAGAAAUUGGUAUAUAUUUUAAAUAGAGAUGCUGCAGCUAGGCUUACCAUUUCAUCUCCCUUGGAGGCCCACAAAGCAAACACCUUAGUAUAUCAUGUGGUUGGAGUAGAUGUGGGAUUUGAAAAUCCAAUGUUUGCUUGUCUGGAAAUGGAUUAUGAGGAAGCAGACAACGAUCCAACAGGGGAAGCAGCGGCUAAUACACAGCAGACACUUACUUUCUAUGAGUUAGAUCUUGGUUUAAAUCAUGUGGUACGAAAAUACAGUGAACCUUUGGAGGAACAUGGCAACUUCCUUAUCACAGUUCCUGGAGGAUCAGAUGGUCCAAGUGGAGUGCUGAUUUGUUCUGAAAACUAUAUCACUUACAAGAAUUUUGGUGAUCAGCCAGAUAUCCGCUGCCCAAUUCCUAGAAGACGGAACGACCUGGAUGAUCCUGAAAGAGGAAUGAUUUUUGUCUGCUCUGCCACCCAUAAGACCAAAUCAAUGUUCUUCUUUUUGGCCCAAACUGAGCAGGGAGAUAUUUUCAAGAUAACUUUGGAGACAGAUGAAGAUAUGGUUACUGAAAUCCGCCUCAAGUAUUUUGAUACUGUACCUGUUGCUGCUGCCAUGUGUGUGCUUAAAACAGGUUUCCUUUUUGUAGCAUCAGAAUUUGGAAAUCAUUAUUUAUAUCAAAUUGCACAUCUUGGAGAUGAUGAUGAAGAGCCUGAGUUUUCAUCUGCCAUGCCUCUGGAAGAAGGAGACACAUUCUUCUUUCAGCCAAGACCACUCAAAAAUCUUGUAUUGGUUGAUGAGUUGGACAGCCUCUCUCCCAUUUUAUUUUGCCAGAUAGCUGAUCUGGCCAAUGAAGAUACUCCACAGUUAUAUGUGGCCUGUGGUAGAGGACCCCGGUCAUCUCUAAGAGUCUUAAGGCAUGGACUUGAGGUAUCAGAAAUGGCUGUCUCUGAGCUACCUGGUAACCCCAAUGCUGUUUGGACUGUGCGUCGGCACAUUGAAGAUGAGUUUGAUGCCUACAUCAUUGUAUCUUUCGUGAAUGCCACACUUGUGUUGUCUAUCGGAGAGACUGUAGAGGAAGUGACUGACUCAGGGUUCCUGGGCACCACCCCAACCUUGUCCUGUUCCUUGUUAGGAGAUGAUGCCUUGGUACAGGUAUAUCCUGAUGGCAUCCGGCACAUACGAGCGGACAAGAGAGUCAAUGAGUGGAAGACCCCUGGGAAGAAAACCAUUGUUAAAUGUGCAGUGAACCAGCGACAGGUGGUGAUUGCCCUGACAGGAGGAGAGCUCGUCUAUUUCGAGAUGGAUCCUUCAGGGCAGCUGAAUGAGUACACAGAGCGAAAGGAGAUGUCAGCAGAUGUGGUAUGCAUGAGCCUGGCCAAUGUGCCUCCUGGGGAGCAGCGGUCUCGCUUCCUGGCUGUGGGCCUGGUGGACAACACUGUCAGAAUCAUCUCCCUGGAUCCCUCAGACUGUUUGCAGCCUCUGAGCAUGCAGGCUCUCCCAGCCCAGCCUGAGUCCUUGUGUAUUGUGGAAAUGGGAGGCACUGAGAAGCAGGAUGAACUGGGAGAGAGGGGUUCUAUUGGCUUUCUGUACCUGAAUAUUGGACUACAGAACGGUGUAUUGUUGAGAACUGUCCUGGACCCUGUUACUGGGGAUCUCUCAGAUACCCGUACUCGGUACCUUGGGUCCCGUCCUGUGAAGCUUUUUCGAGUCCGGAUGCAAGGACAAGAGGCUGUGUUGGCUAUGUCCAGUCGCUCAUGGUUGAGUUAUUCUUACCAGUCUCGUUUCCAUCUUACCCCCCUGUCUUAUGAGACCCUGGAAUUUGCAUCUGGCUUUGCUUCAGAACAGUGUCCUGAGGGCAUUGUGGCCAUCUCCACCAAUACUCUGAGGAUUUUGGCAUUAGAGAAACUAGGUGCUGUCUUCAAUCAGGUAGCCUUUCCACUGCAGUACACACCCAGGAAAUUUGUCAUUCACCCUGAAAGUAACAACCUUAUCAUCAUUGAGACCGAUCACAAUGCCUAUACUGAAGCCACGAAAGCUCAGAGGAAGCAGCAGAUGGCAGAGGAAAUGGUAGAAGCAGCAGGUGAGGAUGAGCGGGAACUGGCUGCAGAAAUGGCAGCAGCAUUCCUCAACGAAAACCUCCCUGAGUCUAUUUUUGGAGCUCCUAAGGCUGGCAAUGGGCAGUGGGCCUCAGUGAUCCGAGUGAUGAAUCCUAUUCAGGGAAACACACUGGACCUUGUCCAGCUGGAACAGAAUGAAGCUGCUUUUAGUGUUGCCGUAUGUAGGUUCUCCAACACUGGUGAUGAUUGGUAUGUGUUGGUGGGUGUGGCCAAAGACCUGAUCCUGAAUCCCCGAUCUGUAGCAGGGGGCUUUGUGUAUACUUACAAGCUUGUGAACAAUGGGGAAAAACUGGAGUUUUUGCACAAGACUCCAGUAGAAGAGGUGCCUGCUGCCAUUGCCCCGUUCCAAGGGAGAGUGUUGAUUGGUGUAGGGAAGCUCCUGCGAGUCUAUGACCUGGGGAAGAAGAAAUUACUACGCAAAUGUGAGAAUAAGCAUAUCGCCAAUUACAUCUCUGGGAUUCAGACAAUCGGGCACAGAGUAAUUGUGUCUGAUGUCCAAGAAAGCUUCAUCUGGGUUCGCUACAAGCGUAAUGAGAACCAGCUCAUCAUCUUUGCUGAUGACACCUACCCUCGAUGGGUCACUACAGCCAGCCUCCUCGACUAUGACACUGUGGCAGGAGCAGACAAGUUUGGCAACAUUUGUGUGGUAAGGCUGCCACCUAACACCAAUGAUGAAGUUGAUGAGGAUCCCACAGGAAACAAAGCCCUAUGGGAUCGGGGCUUGCUUAAUGGGGCCUCUCAAAAGGCAGAGGUGAUCAUGAACUAUCACGUGGGGGAGACUGUUCUAUCCUUGCAGAAGACCACUCUGAUCCCUGGAGGAUCAGAAUCACUUGUCUAUACCACCUUGUCUGGAGGAAUUGGCAUCCUUGUCCCAUUCACAUCCCAUGAGGAUCAUGACUUCUUCCAGCAUGUGGAAAUGCACCUGAGGUCUGAGCAUCCCCCUCUGUGUGGGCGGGACCACCUCAGCUUUCGUUCCUAUUACUUCCCUGUUAAGAAUGUGAUUGAUGGAGACCUUUGUGAGCAGUUCAAUUCUAUGGAGCCCAACAAGCAAAAAAAUGUCUCUGAAGAAUUGGACCGAACCCCACCAGAAGUGUCCAAGAAGCUUGAAGAUAUCCGGACCCGCUAUGCCUUCUGAGCCCUUCCUUUUCCUGUGGGUCUUGUCAAAGACUCUUGUGUUUUGUUUCCUCGACCACCAUAACCACCACCUCUUUCUGAACCCAUAUGGUAAAAUGGUGGCUGGAUAAUUAAGACUGCAGUAUCAAAACUAGUUGCUCUUUCCCGUUGAUUCCCCCUGGAAUGACUGGUUUCCCCUUAAAAUUGGCACUGAGAUUCACCGUGCUCUCCUGCCUGGUAUACAUAGUGCAUUGCCGAGGUUCCAUUGUGGGAUGCAACAUCCUGCGCCCCAGAGCAUUCCCUGUGUUGAUGUUUCUGAUUCUUGUCUACUUUUGUAUACACCCUUAAUUUUUAACUAGUUUUACUGUAAAUACAGUUUUAUACAAUGCUAUCUUUGUGGGAGGUUAGCUGUGGUGGGAACCAGGUUGCAUGGUAAGUAUGAUUUCUGAUUUGCUGCUCUGGAACCUAACCAGAAAUACAAACCUAAUUUUUGAGGUG
Condylura cristata (star-nosed mole) is the source of this 4282-nucleotide messenger RNA. It is a transcript of the gene SF3B3, whose product is annotated as splicing factor 3b, subunit 3, 130kDa. Bases 153 to 3806 code for a protein of 1217 amino acids. Gene Ontology annotation, biological process: mRNA splicing, via spliceosome. The record is from RefSeq and is a predicted model, not a curated record. Gene Ontology annotation, cellular component: nucleus; U2 snRNP. The transcript is spliced from 26 exons. Gene Ontology annotation, molecular function: protein binding; U2 snRNA binding. NCBI's taxonomy places the organism in Eukaryota, Metazoa, Chordata, Mammalia, Eulipotyphla, Talpidae.